UUCAUUAAUUACCAUCUUAAUCCUCUCACGAGCCAAUACACAGAUCUCGCACAGACGAUGUAUCCUUCAACUUAUGAUGGUGGUGCAAAAUAUGCCAGCCAUGGGUUUCCAGGUCCAAUGAACAUCUCCUCCUGCCCACCUCCGUACGGCACAACUGCCGCUCGUGGGACGGCCGCGCAGUGGUCGACAGGCCUUUGCCACUGCUGCGAUGACCCUGCUAAUUGCCUGAUUACCGCCUUCUGCCCUUGCGUGACGUUCGGACAAAUUGCCGAGAUUGUGAGCAGGGGUUCCGUUUCUUGUGCAGCGAGUGGGUUCGCGUACGCAGUGUUGGCUCUGACGGGCUUGCCGUGCCUGUAUUCAUGCUUUUACCGGUCAAGAAUGAGAGGGCAGUAUGUCUUGGAGGAGGCACCCGUCGCCGAUUGCUUGGUUCACUUCUGCUGUGAGCCCUGUUCGCUUUGCCAAGAGUAUCGAGAGCUCAAGAAUCGUGGUUUCGACAUGGGCAUCGGUUGGGAAGCAAACAUGGACCGGCAGCAAAGGGGGAUGGUAAAUGCUCCCACUGUUAUCGUAGGCAUGGAUCGGUGAAGCUGAGAACCAAGAAGGAGGUGCACAGGGAAAACGACUCUGGCGUUUUGCCACUUCUUCCUCUUGCCUUUUCUUUCAGAUUAUCCGUGUAUUGAUGUCUAUUUCUGAAACCAAUAUCAGUACCAUGUUCCAUCUAGAUAUGUGUUAAGCUAUUUCGUCAAUGAAA
Eucalyptus grandis is the source of this 748-nucleotide messenger RNA. RefSeq names its product cell number regulator 2. Lineage: Eukaryota; Viridiplantae; Streptophyta; Magnoliopsida; Myrtales; Myrtaceae. The transcript has 3 exons. Bases 58 to 582 code for a protein of 174 amino acids. The record is from RefSeq and is a predicted model, not a curated record.